Vigna radiata var. radiata (mung bean) is the source of this 3380-nucleotide messenger RNA. Its product is annotated as myosin-11. The record is from RefSeq and is a predicted model, not a curated record. Bases 928 to 3300 code for a protein of 790 amino acids. NCBI's taxonomy places the organism in Eukaryota, Viridiplantae, Streptophyta, Magnoliopsida, Fabales, Fabaceae. The transcript is spliced from 4 exons.
GGGCAGUAAUCGUGGGAUUAAUUGACGGAUAAGAUAAGUGCGUGGUCCAGAAAAAGAUAGCAAUUCGCUUGUUUGUAUUGUUGUUUUUAUACUGCAAACUACCAAUCACGAGAGGGACCAAUUUUUCAAAUUGGGUAAACCAUGUUACAAAGCAACCCCUUCUUCUUCUCGACUUGUGUUACUUGUAUACUUUUAUGAAGAAGGGAAAUUCAAAAAUAUACUUCUUGCACUUUCAAAUAAUCUGUACUGUUUAUGAUAGCUUAUUUAUGUCAAAUUUUUUAUACCCUGGUCUUGCAAAUCUUUUAUUAAUUAUUCUUGUGUAUUUUGAUCAGCACUAGACAGGUAAGCGAGUCUGAUUAAAUUGAAUAUUCCAUAGGCAAAUUGAUUUUGGAUAUGAAUUCUUUUUGUUGGUGAGUUUCUCUCUCUUGCAAUAAAUGGUGACAAGCAUCCAGGAAUCUAGUGCUUUUUGCUUGCUGAAAUGGUGAAGGGCUUAGGCAAAGAGAAAGGAGUGUGAACAGUAGGAGUUGGUGGUGGUAGGAGAAGAAGGGGAAUUAAAUUAAAAUAAAAGAAAGGGAGGAGCAUGUGGGGUUGAUAUAGGGCAGUGUUUCACUGAAAACCAGGGAGCAUAAUUCAUAGUUUUCUUUCUAUUCAGUGUAGAGUAGUAGAGUGCCCUUUUUCAAGCGAAUGUGCAGUGUUACACGUGUAAGAGACCAUCUUUUAUGCAUUUCUAUGGUCCUUUUUUUUGGAAGAUACCUUUCACAUCAGUUACAUAAGGUUUGCUGUUUGGUGUGAUGGGUGGAGUUAAAUCGUCCAUUGGGAUGAUGCUUUUUCCCUAGCUGCAGUUUCUGGUUCAGUGGCUUGGUUUUUUCCCUGGAAGUUGCAGCAGUGGAAGUUUGCAGAGGUGCCAGAGAAUCCGAUCUCACAGGAAUGGGUGAGGAGGAAAUUUCUGUUUUGGAUAGAGUUGGGUGUGACAACAAGACUGACACUGAAAGCAUGUAUCCCAUGUAUUUUGGUGUUUCUUGUGCAUUCUUUGCGCUCCAAGUCCUCACAGAAGUGCCACAAGUUGAAGUUCAAAAAUGGUGUAAAAUCCGUGACACCAUGCUUCAAGGGAGUGCUCAGCUGUUGGGGUUGGUGGUGUGGAAGCUUCAGAAUGGGGGAGAGUUCCGAUUCAAAAGUGCUGAGAGAGAAAUUGAGAAUCUGAAAAGGAUGCGGCACGAGGAUGCCAAGGCCAAUGAGAAAGUUGUGGGAAUCUUUGCAGCACAAGAGCAAAGCUGGUUGAGUGAAAGGAGGAGACUCCGCCAGCAGAUUGGGGCUCUACUGACUGAGUUGAGAGUUUUUGAGAGAAACAAGGAUGCUGCUAUUUGUGAAUUGAAUCAGAAAUUGAAGGACAUGGAGGCUUUGGUGGAGUCAAGAGACAAGGAGAUGGAACAGGAGGAGCAGAGGAGGAAGGAGCUAGAAGAAAAGCUCAACAAUCUUGAGAAGGAUGCCGAAGAAAUGAGAGACUCCGCCAGGCGUGAAGCUCAAGAGCAUUCUUCUGAUCUAAGGAAGCACAAAACUGCUUUCAUUGAACUGGUGUCAAACCAGAGACAGCUUGAGGCUGAACUUGGUCGCGCAGUUAAGCAAGUGGAAGCUACUAGACAAGAACUUGCUUCUGUAGUGGAUAAGAAGGAGGAAUCAGAUUUGAUGGUCCAGAAGUUGUCUUUGGAGAUUGCAAAAUUUCACAAAGAUUUGGAACAGAAGGAUAAAAUUUUGUCAGCUAUGUUGAGGAAAUCUAAAUUGGAUACUGCAGAGAAGCAAAUGCUGUUAAAGGAGGUCAAGUUAUCGAAAGCUAGGAGGAAGCAAGCAGAGCAGGAGACACAACGAUGGAAGGCAGUUUCAGAAGGCAAACAUGAACGACAUUCCUUAAAAAGCAUGUUGGUGAACUUGAGUUCAAGGAUGGAUGUUUUCCCUAGUGCUAGAGGUAUGCAGCAUGGUUCCACAGGCUCCUCACACAUUGCAAAUGAACCAGACCAACCUUCUCCGUUUCCUGAUCACUAUUCGCAGCAAAGAAUUGGAGACUUGUCUAUUCCUGCUAAUGCUAAACGUUUGGAGGAUUGGAUGCGAGCUGAGGCAGAAAGGUAUGCAACCUUGAUUAAACAGAGGCAUCAUUUAGAGCUAGAUGCUUUUGCUGAACAAAUGCAGCUCAAAGAAGAGAAAGUUGAGGCAUUUCGCUGGCAGUUGUUGAGGACAGAAUUAGAAAUGAAACAGAUGCAGGCACAUGUGGAGGAGCUGGUCAAGGAUGUGACACAGUUGAGACAUGACAAGAUGAGAUUAGAGACCUUACUGUUGGAGAAAGAAGAUGAACUGACUUCCCUGCAAGAGAAACUUGUAUCAAAAUUAAGGCCCUCAAAAAGUAACUCAACUUUCCCUCCACAAUCUUCAGAACUAGUUCAAGAUGGUGUCUGGUCAAAAGUGAAGGUUGUCAAGAGAAAGCCAGGUGAGAAAGUGCUAGAAAUGAUUGAAAAUUCAGUUGAGGAAGAUUGUGAGAAGGAAGUACACUGUCUGCACCAUGACCAACCUAACAAUGGUAGUUUACUUGUUCAAUCUCCAGAAAAUGAGAUUGAAGAAGAAGAAAAAAAUGUUUCCAGGGAGGAUAGUGCUACUCCAAAUAAAGUAGAAGCCGAUGCUUCUGAAAAGAUAGCAUCUACCAGCCAGACCCCCAGUUCAACAAAACAGUCCCUAUGGAAGAUGGAUCUUCAUGCUCUUGGAGUAUCUUACAAGAUCAAGAGGCUGAAGCAGCAACUGCUUCUAGUUGAAAGGUUAACAGGAAAACAAGCGAAUGAAGAGCAAGCAGAAAUCAGUGAAGAUAGUAAAGUUGGUAUGAAAGCAUAUCUGUCCUUGAUUACUCUGCUGAAUAAACAAGUUGCAAGAUAUCAAUCCCUUCAAGAGAAGACAGAUGAUCUUUGCAAACGGAUGCACGGGAAUGAGCUGUAUGCAAGCCGUGGAGAUUUGAAUGGCGCAAGAGCAAAGGAGAAAACAUCAACACUGGAGCAGUUCCUAGAGGAGACAUUUCAACUACAGAGGUACAUAGUUGCAACAGGACAAAAAUGGAUGGAAAUUCAGUCGAAGAUUGUUUGUGGGUUUGUUGGGGUGGCAGAAGAGAUGCAGAAAAGUUCUGGCAUUGACAUGAACCGGUUUGCCGACAGUAUUAAAAACCUGUUCCAUGAAGUUCAAAGAGGUCUUGAAGUUAGGACAGCUAGAAUUAUAGGAGAUCUUGAGGGAACACUAGCUCGUGAAGGAAUGACAUGUUUGAGAAGGUAGCAACGAAUUCAUGUGUUUAUUUGUCUAUACUAUACCUAUUACUCUACUUUAUAACACCAAAGAUUCAAACUUUCAUGAUU